AUGAAGUUCGCCGCAACACUCUCCCUCGCUGGCCUUGCCGCCGCCGCCCCUCUCCAGGGAAGUCCAUUCCGCUUCGCUCCUGGAACUCCAGAGGGCCACCGCCCCGGGUCUUACGUCCCAGGUAGCAUCAUCAAGGGUCGUGCAAUUGGGCCCGGAACAGCCGCCGUGCUUGGUGGUGUUGUCAGCGGUGUCGUGGCUCCAGCUGUUACCCGCUGGGCCAACAAGGCACUUGGUCCAACCCGUAAACUCAAGCGUGACUGCGAGGACAGCGAUGUCGAGGGCGAGUUGGUCGUUGGAGACAACGUUACUUGGGACGAGGUCCGCGAGGCGUUCCUCCAGGGCGUGACCACGGAGAUCUCUGAGGACGCGGAUCCAGAGGAGACUGCCAUUUGCGUUGGCGUUCCAUACAACGUAGAUGAUGAGUCCAAAGUGGACGAUGCUGCUUCGGUCGAUUUCACUGCCAACGGCAAUACUGCCGUCUUCGACUGCUUCCUUCUCGCAGCCGGAGCUACAUUCUCCGUUGCGCCAGAGAACGCAACUGAAGCGAACGUUGAGAUCAUCUCCUCGAAGCCAGUUGAGUUGGAUGCCAACGGCUCCGUUACUGUUUAA
Zasmidium cellare ATCC 36951 is the source of this 609-nucleotide messenger RNA. RefSeq lists its product as uncharacterized. Lineage: Eukaryota; Fungi; Ascomycota; Dothideomycetes; Mycosphaerellales; Mycosphaerellaceae. The coding region runs from base 1 to 609 and encodes 202 amino acids. The transcript is spliced from 3 exons. The record is from RefSeq and is a predicted model, not a curated record.